AUGCAGAAACCCAAGAAUGAAUGUGACACUCAGUCACUGACUGACAGUGUAACGGACUACCCCGUGGAGAAUGGGAGACGGUAUCACAAGUACCAUGAGGGAGCCUAUCUCUAUCCCAACGAUGAGCAGGAGCUCGAUCGUCUGGAUAUGCAGCACCACAUGUUCAAGAUGGUGAUGGGCGGGCGGUUAUUCAACGUCCCUCUGAAAGAGCCCCAACAGAUCCUCGAUAUUGGCACCGGGUCGGGAAUAUGGCCAAUCGAAUUGGCAACUCAAUUCCCACACACCGAGAUUACAGGCACGGAUCUGUCUCCUGUGCAACCGACCGAAGUUCCCGAGAACGUGCAUUUUCUAGUCGACGACGCUACCGAAGAUGAGUGGCUGUGGGGUCCGAACUACUUCAACUUUAUUCAUAUCUCGCAUAUGACUGGGGCCAUGCCCUCAUUUAAACGCCUGCUGCGCCAGACAUAUAAAUACCUCAAGCCCGGCGCCUACAUCGAGUGCCAGGAGAUGGACCCGAAACCCAAAUGCGACGACAACACCAUGCCCCCGGAGAACCCAGACGGGUACAGCGCAUUUGCACUCCACGACUGGUUCGACUUAAAUAUGCGCUCGAGCCAGGAUGUCGACCCACCCCGCCAGUUCCGCAUCGCCCACCGCAUCGAGCAGUGGAUGAAGGAUGUCGGCUUUGUAGACGUCAAGCAGCACGUCCACAAGAUCCCCACCAACACCUGGCCGCAAGAUGAGCGCAUGCGCAACAUCGGCGCCUGGAGCGAAAGUAACUGGCUUGAGGCCCUGUCCGGCUGGUCAUACAAGCCCUUCCUCGCUCUGGGGUGGUCCAAGCCCGAGAUCGAGGUUUUUCUGGUCGACGUGCGGAAAAGUAUCCAGGACCGGAAUGUGCAUGCCUACAUGAACUACCAUGUGGUAACGGGGAGAAAGCCUUUUCCGGAUGAAAAGUCCUCAUGA
Molecule: messenger RNA, 963 nt
Organism: Penicillium alfredii
Lineage: Eukaryota; Fungi; Ascomycota; Eurotiomycetes; Eurotiales; Aspergillaceae
Product: class I SAM-dependent methyltransferase
Exons: 4
Coding region: 1-963 (320 amino acids)
Molecular function (GO): methyltransferase activity
Source: RefSeq, a predicted model, not a curated record